Molecule: messenger RNA, 8703 nt
Organism: Tetrahymena thermophila SB210
Lineage: Eukaryota; Ciliophora; Oligohymenophorea; Hymenostomatida; Tetrahymenidae
Product: transmembrane protein, putative
Exons: 5
Molecular function (GO): protein binding
Source: RefSeq, a predicted model, not a curated record
AUGGAAGUCUGCACUUUAUGUAUGGACGGCUUUACAUUGCAAUAAAAUGCGUGCAUAGUUAAUGUUUGUGAAAACUACUAGUUUUAUGAUGCCUCAUAAUCUAAUUCAUGUGUUUCUCUUUGCAAUCAAAACACAAUUGGUGUUUAUGGAUAAAAUACUUGCUAGCAAUCAAGUAGUUGUUCUAAAAGAUUCAUUUAAUCAUCUUAGAUUUCUUCAUAGUAAUCUAUUUAGUAAGUCUAGUAUUAUAUUUAGAAUACAAUCAUUACAAUAUUUACUAACUUUUUCAAUAUAAUUGAUGCAAAGACAGGAGCAUUUUUAAGAGCAUAAACAUUUAACUAGAAUAUAAUUCUAAUAAAAUCUUUUAAUAAUACUGUCUACAUGUUUAGCAAUAAAAACCAAAUUUUUUAGUGGAUUAGCACUCAAAACUAAAUGGCGUUAAUUACAACUGCGUAGUAAGGUAUCAUAAAUAGCCAAAGUAAUAUUAUACAAGUUAAUAACAACUAGAGCAGAUUAUUUUUUAGCUCAUUUGAUAACCAAGGCCAGUAGAUAAUAUUUAGUGAAAUAAACUAGAAUGGUUUCAAUUCUAUUUCAUUAAAGUAUGAUCUCUUAGUAACAAUAAUAAAAGGAAUUAUUGUACUUUAAAAUAAUUAAUAUCAAGUUAUGUUAAUUAAUUUGGUUGAGUAAACUAACAAUAUUAUUGGUUUUAAUAAUAUAACUACUUCCUAUAAGUGUAAUAGUAUUUAAGGAGGUGUGACGCAACUUGAAAUAAGUGUCACCACUUAGACAUACUUCCUGCUAUUCUAAAAUACUAACGCAAUAGUAUACUUUUCCUAAUAAAAUUAGUAGUGUUCAAAUUCUUUAGAAAAUUCAAUGCCUUUAAAAAUAUAGCUUAUUCAAAUAAAUUCCUCUCUUUCAAGUAGUGGAUUUAAUUAAUUAUUGCUAGCUUCUUUUGCUUCUAAUUAAUUUAAAAUUUAUAAUCCCCAAAAUUAAGUUUCUCUAUUUGAAAUUAAAAUUGAUAACCAAAUUAUUGAUUUUAAUAGUCUUUUAGAAAGUAAUAAUUCGAAUAAAAUUUACUUUUUAAAAUAAAACAAAAUCAUUGACGUAUAUGUAAUUCUUUUUGAUUAAUCAACUAACAGUAUUACGCUCAAUAAAAUUAACAGCUUAUAAUCUCUAAUAUCAAAUCCAAUGCAACUAAUUACUAUACAGUAAGCUAUUUCCUCUUAAUAGCCUAUAUAAAUUGGUGUGAUAGGAUAAGAUAUUCAAUUAAUUGACAUUUCAUAAGACAAUACAUAAGGCAUUACUGUUAAUUAUUAAGAGGUAGCAAACUAUAAUCAAGGACAAAUCAACAAACUCUACUAUGCAGAGGAAAUAAAUCUAUCUAUAAGUUGUUCAUAAGAUGGCAAAUUGGUUGUAUGGAAGUAAGUUGACCCUCUAAACCCUUAAUUUUACUAUCAAGUUUAAUUUCCUAACUAAUCUUGUAUUGACGCAAUCAUAUUUUAAUCUAGGCUGGUUGUAUCCCUUUUCUCUAAUUAAAUUUACAUCUUUAAUAUAUUUAAUUAGUAUAUCAACUAAAGCAUACCAAUUAAUAACCAGUAAUAAUCAGGAAUUAAUAUAUGUAAUAAUAACAUAUUCCUUUUUUUUAAUUAAUAAAUUUAAGUAAUGACAGACAUUAAUCAAGUUUUUUAUACAUUUUAAAUUCCCAAAUAAGCAUAAAACGUUUUUUAUUCCGCUUCAAACGACAUAUACAUAUUGGACAAAACUAACACUAUAACAGCUUACUCAUUUAGUAAUGGCUCUAUUUAAAUAAAAACUACAGUCACGCCAUACCAGUUCUAAGUACCUUUGGUUAAAUCUUAUCUUUUUGAUCUAGAUAAUGGAGAUGUUCGCUUGAUGGUAGCUGAUACUAACAACUAAAUAACAAUCUUAAAUAGUUAGCUAAAUCUUUCUUUUCCCCUAAUAAAAUUGGAUGGAGUAAAUAGAUAAAUUUACUAAUAUAAUUCUACACUUUAUUUUGUGCUACUCUUUGCUCCAAACAAAAACAAAAGUUACCCUUUCGCUUUUGAAUGCAUAGAUCUUUCGACAACAACUCCUUCUGUUUUAAAUGUUCACCAAGUUUUGAAUUGCGUUCAGAUAGUUUAUGUUAAAAAGUAAAUGAAUAAUCCUCCUGAAUUAGACUAUUACUUUUAUUUAACUGCAAUAGUUCCUAUGGGCUAUACAAGUAUUAUGAUUGAAGUAACUUGGAAUAAAAAAUUACAAAACAAUGUAUUAGAAAAAUUUAUUUACUAUCCUAAUCAGUCAAUAAAUAUUGCAUAUCCAAGUAAAGGAAAUACCUUAAUUAUGAGCGGAACUUUAACUGGUUAUGUUGGUGUAGUUCCCUACAACAAGUAAGGUUCUAUGCAAAACAUAUUUUCUCUACCAACUUUAUCUAAUGGAGAUUAGAUUAAAUAAGUUUAUUACAGCUUUAAGUUAGGUUUGAUUUUCAUUUAAGCUUAAAAUGAUGUUUAUUUAUAAAGUAUAUUUACUUUAUAACAAACUGGAAAACUUUCUCUAGCAAAUGUUAAUGGAGACUCAUAUAUUAAUGGGCUCUAAUUUUCAGAUAUUUCAAAAAUAUUUGUUUUCUACACAUGCUUUAUAGAUGAUAAAAGCUAAUAAAUAAUUGUCUAUGGAGAUUCAUUGGUCUAAUAUGAUUUCACUUUAUCAAACUAAAAAGUUAUUUCUACACCUUUCUAGCAAAACUAUACUUAGUGCAUAUUUUUACCAAAUAAUGUAAUGUGUAUAAUGAAUAAUAACUACAUUUAAUUUUUUAAUAGAGGUACCUAAUUAGUUAGUACAAUGAUCCUUAAAAUAACCUCUAUGAAUUAGUUUAGCAUACUGGGAGACAAUGAUAAUUAAUUCUUGUAUGUUUAUUAAAAUAUGAUUGAAGUAUAUACUUUUUAAGGUGUAAUAAAGUAAACUUUUACUUAAAUGAAUAUGUACAUAUUCUAGCUUCAGUUUUCAGGACUAUACAUAGUGGCUUACACCUCAUCAACUGCCUAUAUAAUAUCAAGAACAGAUCUCAGUUUAAUAAAUACAUUCCAACCAUCUGGCUCAUCUUUGAUGAGAGGCUUUUAUUUUAGUGAAAUCAAUAUGAUUGCAUACAUAACCAAUGAAAUAAGAUUUGGAUAAAUUAAAUUUUAUAACUUGAAUAAUUUUUAGGCACUUGGUAGCUUAACAAAUCAAUUCACUUAAAAUUAGGUUGGAAUUCCAGUUGAAAUGUACUACGAUGCUGAUAAUUCUAUGAUUAAUUAUAUUGAUUAGUAUGGAAAUUAGCAAUUAGCAAAUUUUGGAGCCUAAAUAAAUACCUACAAUAUGAUUGCUAUACCUUAAAUGUAGUAAUAAAAAAUACCAUAACCAACUGAUAUGAUAACAAAUUCUGAUAUGAAUGAAGAUUAUAUUUACAAUCCCUAAGGAGUUUGGAGAGUUAGUAAUAGCUUGCUAUUAAAGGUUUUCUAAAAUUCAUUUAAUAAAAACAAGUAACUCUAUAUAUUAAUGAAUACUUAAUAUGAUUCUACCUAAAAUAAUGCCUCAAUGGUUUUUGUUGAUAAUAAUAAUAAUUUAUUCAAUUACUAAAAUUUCUAGGUCACUUACAUAACUGCAUUCAAUAACUAGGUUUCAGAAAUGAGAGUUAUAUAUUAAUAAAAUACCAGAUUUAAUAUUUUGGUUUUUUCUUAAUCAAUUAUAUUUUUUGUAGGUGAGAACGUUUAGUUUUCUAAUAUAUCAUCAGCUCAAACUAUUUCAAAUACUAACUUAAGAAAAUUCCUUUAUUCAGAUAACGGAUACGCUAUAUUUUAAACAUAUUAAAAUGAAAUAGUAGAUUAUAAUUUCAGUAAAAGCUAAAAACUCUACUCUUUUACUUUUGAUUAAAAUAGCAUGAUUUAAGAUGUAUUCGUUUACAUUAAUCCUCUUGACCUGAAAACAUAAUUUCUCUAUUUUUCAACCAGUACAGGGAUGAUAUAUGCUUAUGAUAUGGUCAAUAAAAAAUUUGCAUCUUACUCACUCUUUAGUAAUUAAGACGUUGUUAUGAAAUUUGUUUUGCUAAAUUACCCUAACAUAUCUUUAUUAAUGAAAUCUGGCAAUAUCGUUGAAGUAGAUUGCACUAGUUUCACACUCUAGAGUACUCAAAACUUAAAUAAUAUUGCAAAGAAUUUUUAGUUACCUAUUUCUGAAGUCAAAACAUAAAAUAUUCCUAUGUUAUAUUAUGACAAUAAAAGUAAUUACUUUUAUUUAAGUAUAGCUGAAGAAAAAUAGCUUGGAGUUUUUAGGAUUAGUGAUAACUAGCUAGUGGCUACUCUUGGUUUCCCUUAGUCAUACAAAAAAAGCUUUAAUAUAACAAAUAAAUAUAUCAUUUUGGGUUGUCCAUAUUAAUUAAAUUUUUACGACAGACAGUUUAACUCUAUCGGAAGAUUUAGAAGGUCUAUCUAAAAAUCUAUUAAUUAGAUUAUAUAAAUAUUUGAUGACUACUUUUUCAUUGUACAGUCAGUAGCAAUAGAAACCAUCUUUAUAAAUUAAUCUACCUCUACUAUUUAACUAAUUGAUAGCAUCUUGUUGCAAAAUCCUUUUAUAUAUUACUACUAAUUAAUUGAUAACUAAAGCUCAAUCAAAAUAAUCGGAAUUUCUCAAUUAGGAGUUUUCGAAGAGCGACUAAGUGUAGGAGUAUUUUAAAAGCAGGCACAAUCUUUAACAAGCUAAAUACUUUCUUGUUCAGCCUAGCUUUCAUAUUAAAAUAUUGUAUAAGUUCAGAAUGAUUUUUACAGUAUUUACACACCACAAGAUAAAAUGAAUAAGAAUUUUUAUUUAUCUGUGAUGAUAAAUAAUGAAAUUCAAUAGUUGAAUUUUUUGAAUUAGUAGGGUAUACAAUUUAUUUUGAGACCUUAAGACAUGAACAAUAACUCAUUAAACAUAAGACCCAGCUCAUUUUCAAGUAUUACUUCCAACUUGUAUAUGAGUUAAUUUAAUUUGAAAUUUGUAGAAUAAGGCUAAUCUAUAAAUUUCUCUCCUAAUUCACGAAACAUAACAUUACAAAAUUUAACAAUCUAAGAUUAAAAUAUUAUGCUUGGAACCUCCAUAAACUUUUAAAAUAAUCAAUUAAUUUAAAUAAUAAACAUGAAUAUAGAAAAUGUAAAUUUCUAAUCUUCGUCAACAAAUAGUGGAAACAAUCAAACAAACAAUUCUCUAUUUUAGUUUAAUGGAAUUGAUUAUAUAUUAAUAGAAGAAAUGACCAUUUAGAAUUUGAAUUAAGCAGAAGGUAAUCUGCAGUUCAUAAAUGCAUAAAAUGUCAAAUAAUUUAUAAUUAGAAAGCUUGUUAUAAUGAAUAGUACAUUUGCAAAUAAUUUUAUUCAACUUAAUUGGCUAGUUAAGCUUAGAAUAAUGGAUUUGCAAAUUAUUGAUUGCCAUAGAACUCAAUAAUCAUAGAGGUUGUUGUAGGCUAGCAAUACAAUUUUACCUAUUUAUGUCAUGCAGUUUAACGGAAUUUAGAAUAUUCAAAUUUUUAACAUGACCCUUUAAAAUAAUAAAGAAAUCUAAUUUAUUGAAACAAGUAAUGCCUACUCAUUAAAUAACCUCACUUAUAUUCUGAAUAAUGAUACUUUUUUCAUACAAAAUUCUAAUUUCGCAAACAACUCUUUUCCAAAUUAAUUUAAUUAUGAUAAUUAAAUUAAUUUAGUUUAUCUACAAACAUCAUUUAUAUAAAUACAAAGAGUUGUUUAUCAAUUAAACUAAGGAAAUAUAUUUAUUAGUGAUGCUUAAUAAGUAAGUAUUGACUCCUCUAGUUUUUAAUAGAAUAAAGGGGUAUUGGGAGCCUCUGUUCAAUUUUAAAAUAUUAAAUAAAUGGUAACAAUUACAAACUCAAUCUUUAAUAAUAAUACAGUUGUAGCUAGUGGUGGAGCUCUCUACUUCGAAAAUAUAAACUCUCUUACAAUCGAUAAGAAUAGUAGCUUCAUUAAUAACUUAGCAUUAAUUGGUGGAGCAAUCAGAAUUGUUAUUAAUGACUAAUAAUAUGAAAAACUCAUUUUUAAUAAUCAAUAUAUUAAUUUCAUAAAAUGUAGCUUUUCAGGAAAUUCAGCAACUAUAUUUGGAUAAGAUAUAGCAAGCUAUCCUUCUUCCUUUUUAGUCAGCUAAUCUAAUAAUAACUAACAAGACUAACAAAAAGUUUUAUAUUAGGGUAAAUUUUAAGAUACCAUAAAGGAUACAAUAAUAAUUAAAAAUCUUUAGAGUGGAGGUAAUGUUUAUCUAAAUGUAUAGAUGUUAGAUGAAUAAGGUAGUAUAAUUAAGCUAGAAUCUGAUAAGAUACAAAGUAAAUCAUAUCCUUUAUCAAUUAGAAAUGAGCUUUAAUAUUAUUAAAUAUAAAUUUAUGGUAAUCCUUCUGAUAAUAGAUUAGAAAUCAAGGGAGAAAGUUUGAUAAGUACCAAAUAGUUUAAUUCAGAAAUAAUGGCAUUUUAAUUUAACAAUAUAGUUUUUUCUGCAAACCCUACUUCUGUCAUUUAAAAUUCAGCUUAGCUCUUGAUGUAAAUUAAUAGCUGGCAUAUUAACUAUGAAAUUAACUUUUAAUUCGAAUUUAGAGAAUGCAUAAAAGGCGAAAUACCUGUUAUGACAUCAAAGACUAUAACUUUCUGUUUGGAAUGCUCAGAAGGUACUUACUCAUUAGAUUUAAUAAGUAACUUAUCUCAUUCGGAUAAUUAGUAAAUAAGCUGUAAGAAAUGCCCAACAGGUGCUUCUGAUUGCUCGGGUAGUUAAAUUAUUUUAAAAUAAGGAUACUGGAGAUUAAAUGAAAAUACAGAUACAAUAGUUUAAUGUAAUUAAUUAAAGCCUGAAAUUUGUGAUUUUAACUCUACCUCGAGCUUAUAAGGAUGCAUUGAAGGGCAUAUUGGUCCUUUAUGUGAAACAUGUGAUAAUUUUGGAGAUCUUUGGAAAGGGAAAACUUAUUCUCUGUCAUUUUCUGAUUAUACGUGCAGUGAAUGUAGUGAUUAAAGUCUUUAGAUUGUUUAUAUCGUCUUGCUAUUCCUUUGUGUCUUUGCUUACAUUUAUUUUAGUAUUUUCAUUUUCUUAAAUAAUUAUAUUUAUAAUUCUACAUGCUCAUAUAUUCGAUAUAUGAAUAUCCUUCCCUUUUCUAAGAGCAGCAUUUAAGACGAAUCAACUUUUGUGAUUAAAUAACUUAUAAACUUUUUACAAAUAUCAUAAGUUAUUUAUCAAAUAAAUUUAAAUUUUAUUCCUUAAGCUUUUUCUUUUCUUCCUGCUGUUGCUGGAUAGCCUAUGGGUAAAAUUAUUGUUAGUAGUUAAUGUCUAUACACUAGUAUUAGAGGGUUAUUUGGUUUGAAUGAAGAAAUAAAAAUAAGAUCACUAAUCUAUAUAUUAGUUCCCUUCUUCUUCCUGAUAGUAACUGCGUUAGUAUUAUAGGUGCAAAUAAUUUUUAAACUAUUUAAAAUUAACAAAUAUCACUUAUAUGUGCUUUUAACUAUUUUGUUCUUUUUUUUCUAGCCGAAUUCAAUACAAUUUUUAACAUCUACAAUGACUUGCAGACAAGUUGGUGAUUAAAAAUAUGUAAGAACAAGUCUUAUUCUCAGCUGUGAUGAUGAGAGCUACUAAUACUUUUAAUACUAUGCAGUAUUGCCAACCUUAAUAUUUUGGGUAUUGUGUCCUCUAGUGAUUUUAUAUAUUUUCUUAAAAGAUACAAAUAAAUCUAAGAAUAUUGAUUAUUGCAUAAAUAAGUACAAAUACGGAUACUAUUAUCUAGAAUAUAAGAGAAUGUAUUAUUAUUGGGAAUUUAUAAGAAUAUACUAUAGAAUAGUAUUAGUAUUAGUAUCAACUUUACUAGAUUAGUUCAACUAUAUAUCUCAGGUACUAUGCAUCAUUAUUGUUUUUUCGUACAUAUGUUCCCUACUUUAUUAUAAACCCUUUUAGGAUCGUCAUCUUAAGCGCAUAGAAUUGUUUUAAAAUUCUAUUUUGAUUAUAAUUACAUUUUUAAAUUUGCUACUCUAAAUAUACAGCUAUCUCGCUAUUCAAGUAGUCAUGUCCAUUUUGCACUAUGGGACUAUUAUCAUAAUGGUAGGUGUUAUAAUUAAAAUGAAAUUAUUCAAUAGCUAAUUUCUAAACAGUAGAAUUAUUCAAUGCUUGAUUGGGUAUUUAUUACCAGCUAAAAUAAUAAAAAAGCUUGAUAAUUCCAAAAUUUUGAGAGAAAGGGCUCUAAAAUUGUGGAAAAAAAUUUAUUUGAGUAAAACAUUAAUUAGGUAAUAGAGAAUUGAAGAACAAGCAAAAAAAAUUAAUUUUAGCAUAGUCAAUAAAUCAUCAUAGUUAUAAAAUUACUCUGAAGAUGAAGUUUUAGAGGGUAAAGAUUUCAACAAGAAAUAAAUGUUCACUAAAAGUUCUUUACGUAACUCAAACCAAGAUUUGAUUCAGAUGUCUACUUAAAACGAAUAAGAAAGUCCAAAAAAUACUUAUUUUUAAUCUAAAAAAUUAAGUGUUGAUAAUUUUAAGCUCUUAGGAAUUUAAACUAGAUCUCCAAGUAGGAAAGAAAGUUACAAAUUUAAGUCGCAAGAAGAAAAAUAAUUAAGUGUUAUUGUUUCAGCCAACUUCCCAAUAAUAGAGACAUCUGACUUUGAUGAAUUAUAAAAACCAAGAUAAAUAUAUAAUAAUAAAAAAGUUAAUGAAAAAUAAUAAAAAUUGAACUGA